AUGGCUGCUGCCCCGGAUGGCCGUAUCAACAAGCCUAUAGAGCAGUGGACCGAAGAAGAGAAGCAGGAGGUGCAAUCCGCCUUCCAGCAUGGCCUCGACACGCUAGAAGAAUACUCGGAGCGCGCGAAGAAGGAUAACAAGGUCAUGUUCGCCAAGGAGCACGCCUUCUGGAUCUCUAACCCAGGAUUCGUCGACAAGAGGCUCCAUGGCACUGAGAGCCCUGAGCACUUCACAUAA
Molecule: messenger RNA, 237 nt
Organism: Penicillium odoratum
Lineage: Eukaryota; Fungi; Ascomycota; Eurotiomycetes; Eurotiales; Aspergillaceae
Exons: 1
Coding region: 1-237 (78 amino acids)
Source: RefSeq, a predicted model, not a curated record